AUGCCUACACAGACGGUUGAUCACCGUUUCAAUUUUGGUUUUGGGUAUGAUGAGGUUCGUGAUGAUUAUAAGGUAGCCGCUAUUUUCCAUGAAAUCACUAAAUGCUACAUCAAUGCCAAAAUAUAUAGUUUAAAGAGUGAUUCUUGGACAACAGUUGAUGACCAUCAAGGUGAGAUGGUCUACGAUGGUUUGGGCAAGUUGGUUAAUGGGAAGCUUCACUGGCUUACUAGCAUUGUUGAUGGUGGUUGGGACAUCAUGUCCAUUGAUUUGGUUUAUGAGAAAUGUAGGAAGGUGGAGCAGCCCUGCUAUGGACGAACAUUUCCUUUUAACACCUGGAGUGUUGGGAAGUGA
Capsicum annuum is the source of this 351-nucleotide messenger RNA. RefSeq names its product F-box/kelch-repeat protein At3g23880-like. Bases 1 to 351 code for a protein of 116 amino acids. The transcript has a single exon. NCBI's taxonomy places the organism in Eukaryota, Viridiplantae, Streptophyta, Magnoliopsida, Solanales, Solanaceae. The record is from RefSeq and is a predicted model, not a curated record.